GUCAGAAAAAAUGGAGUAAAUUUGAUCUAUUUUACCCGAAAACAUGGCAUCCAAAAGAAUAGGUAAAAUGUUGUAAUUCCCUUGGCUCUCAUUACUUUUGCCACCUUUUCUUUGCUCAACUCUUUCAUAUAAGUAAAGCUCUUUGCUGCUGAACUCAUUCUCUACAGCAAAGCUAGCCUCAGCUUGAAAAGAAUUCAACUGGGGUUGCUUUUACCUGGUCAUUUCUUUAGACGUGUACCUUUCAUGGAGGUAUAACUAUAAAAGACUCCAAGAAAGUGUGGAGAGGAGGAGCCAUAUAUUAUCUAAGAGCUGUUUUCCCUUUGCCUUCACUGACCCUUUUCAGAGGUUUUGGAUUGUGAUUUAAACAGCUUGCAUCUUAGAUAGAAGUCUAAAUUUUAAAAAAGAUGGCAAUGCCUUUCAAGGAAUUCUUCACCGAAUAUGGUGAAGCACAUCAAUAUGAAAUCCAAGAGGUUGUUGGCAAGGGGAGCUAUGGUGUUGUUGCAGCAGCAGUUGAUACUCAUACAGGAGAGAGGGUAGCGAUAAAGAAGAUCGAUAAUGUUUUGGAGCAUGUCUCUGAAGCCACCCGCAUCCUUAGAGAAAUAAAGCUCCUCCGGUUGCUUCGGCACCCAGAUAUUGUAGAAAUAAAGCAUAUUCUGUUACCUCCAUGUCCGAGAGAAUUCAAGGAUAUAUAUGUUGUUUUCGAGUUGAUGGAGUGUGACCUUCAGCAUGUAAUUAAGGCCAAUGACAGUCUCACUCCUGAACAUUAUCAAUUCUUUUUGUAUCAGCUUCUUCGAGGUUUAAAGUUUAUGCACACAGCAAACGUGUUUCAUCGAGAUUUAAAGCCAAAGAAUAUUCUAGCAAAUGCAGAUUGCAAGCUGAAAAUAUGUGAUUUUGGGCUUGCUCGGGCAUCAUUUGGAGAUACCCCAUCAGCUAUUUUCUGGACGGACUAUGUGGCAACUCGUUGGUACCGCGCUCCAGAACUUUGUGGUUCUUUUUACUCAAAAUACACCCCAGCAGUUGAUAUCUGGAGUAUAGGAUGUAUAUUCGCAGAAAUGCUUACUAAAAAACCAUUAUUUCCUGGGAAGAAUGUGGUCCACCAAUUGGAUCUGAUUACCGAUUUGCUUGGUUCACCAUCCACUGAAGCCAUUUCAAGGAUUAAAAAUGACAAAGCAAGGAGAUAUUUAAGCAGCAUGAAGAAUAAAGCCCCUAUUCCCCUCUCUCAAAAAUUCCCAGAUAUAGACCCACUAGCUCUAAGCUUACUUGAGCGUUUGAUUGCAUUUGACCCCAAAGAUCGCCCUUCUGCUGAAGAGGCACUAGCACAUCCAUAUUUCCGUGGUUUAGCAAACAAGGAGCACGAGCCAUCUGCCCGGCCUAUUUCAAAAUUUGAAUUCGACUUUGAAAGAAGAAAACUGGCAAAAGAGGAUAUUAGAGAGCUCAUCUACAGGGAGAUUUUGGAGUACCACCCGCAGAUGCUGCAGGAGUAUCUUCAUGGCACUGACAAUACCAGCUUUUUGUAUCCAAGUGGGGUCGAUUGCUUUAAGGAACAAUUUGACCUACUUGAGGGGCACUAUGGCGAAGGUGGAAAAAAUGUUCUCCAUCCAAGGCGAUAUGCCUCCUUGCCUAGAGAGCGGGUCUAUGUUUCAAUAGACGAGGAAACUGAUCACGAUGGUGAAUUCGAAAGGCACGUUGAAGCAACUGUUGCUCAUAGAUGCCUUCCAAGCCCCCCAAAGUCACACGAGCUCAACCAAGCUGACACUAGGAAUGAAAAUGUAGAGCUUAGUACAACAAGCAACACUGCACGCUGCUUGCUGAGAAGUGCUAGCAUUAGCUUUUCCAAGUGUGUUGGGGCAAUUUGGGAGGACAGUGAGGAUACAACAUUCAAACGGUAUGAUAAUGGGAUUAGUAGAUCGUCCAAGGAGCCAGCAGUGUUGUUUGCUUGACUUCUUAUUCUGGAUGGAUGAGCUGGUGCUAGAUAGAUUUCUGGUAAGUGACACUUGCUAGAAUGUAACUGUAGGUGUUCUAUUAUUCAAUGUAUUAGAAACAAUCGACAGUUUGGCUAUCGAGAUCAGCCCGUUUCUUCUCUGUAUGACGUUCAAGGCGUCCUCCCUGUAGCCCUCUGCUAGUUUUAUUUGCUUUGACAGCAUCUUCAAAUGCCUGAGCAACUGUUAUUGAUGUAUAUAUAGUCCACCCCAUUUUAUUUUCCGAAAAAUCGUAGUUUUUCCUUUGUAUUCUCUUUUUCUUAGAGAUAGGUGGAGUUGUGCGAGUCUUGCAUCCUCUGUACAGAACUUGGCACCUAUUAUUCAAGAUUUUAAUUUUUCAUGAUUUUACAUGAGGAUUUGGAUUUGA
This is a messenger RNA of Nicotiana attenuata, 2346 nucleotides long. RefSeq names its product mitogen-activated protein kinase 9-like. The record is from RefSeq and is a predicted model, not a curated record. The transcript has 13 exons. Gene Ontology annotation, cellular component: cytoplasm; nucleus. Gene Ontology annotation, biological process: protein phosphorylation; intracellular signal transduction. Gene Ontology annotation, molecular function: ATP binding; MAP kinase activity. NCBI's taxonomy places the organism in Eukaryota, Viridiplantae, Streptophyta, Magnoliopsida, Solanales, Solanaceae. Bases 405 to 1940 code for a protein of 511 amino acids.